UAUCAAUUUUUUAUUGGGUUGAAAACUCUUGAAGCACCAAAGAGCAACGCUGAGCUGGUAAUAUACUUUAUCCAAAAAUUCUGUGUCGCCCGAUUUUGCCCAGUAAACAGAGGAGAGAGAGAGGGUUAUGGCGAGAAUGGUGCAAAAUGAAAACAAGGCUGCAGGGGCAUUUUUCUUUGCGACACUGGUGCUGUGGUUGCUAUCUCUUUCGUUCGAAAUAGUAUUCAACAAGCGAAACGAGCUGCUUUGUGUCAUCGCUGGGUGUUGCUUUUUUCAAACGGCCAACUGGGUCAUCCGCUUUCGCUUCUCUAAGGACCCACUCUUCGUCAACACCUCCGUCUCUCUCCUCCACUCCUUCAUCAUCUCUUCCUCGGUGGUAUUCAUUUUGGUUAAUCAAUGGUUAAAAAACGGAUCAAAUGGGAUGUUUGAGCACUCACAGUUAUUUCGGGGGUCUUGGCCAUGGGCAUAUCCAGCUUUAUGCUUCUCAUGCGGUUACUUUGCAUAUGAUCAAUGGGAUAUGCUGCAUUACCGGUUAUACAAUGGUUGGAUCCCUGCCAUUUUAUUGCAUCAUCUGAUACUCCUCAUUUGCUUCUCUCUUGCUUUAUAUCGAAACGUCACUAUCAAUUACCUUAUUCUCACUCUCAUUUGUGAGUUGCAUUCCAUAUUUCUGCAUGUAAGGAAAGUGCGACGAAUGGCUGGUCUACGUGAUGCCAACAGCACAAUUGUGAGGGCAGAAUGGGUUCUUAAUUGGGUAGCUUUCAUUUUAGCAAGGUUUGUAUCUCAUGUUCUUAUCACUGUCAAGCUUCUCAGAGAUCGUCAUAAGUUUGGAAAGGGAAUUGAGUUGCCACUUGCCUUAUUUGGGAUGGUUGGAAUGAACUUGCUUAAUGUUUUUCUGGGUAUUGAUCUUUUCCAUGCUUUCAAAAGAGAUAUAAGUUCCCAGCCAAAUAGCCACCACCAUCGAGAAUGACAAAAAGAAAGCCUCAAAGAGUUAUUUUAUCUUAUAUGUUCUAUCAUUUUGUUAUAUUUAUUUUACAUAGGAAGUUGUUAGCAAUGAGUGAGAUUUAGAGGACGAAAUUAGCGAUUUAUACUAUGUUAAGAGUAAAUGAAAAUAUGAGCUUUGUAUAUCCAAAGUAAGGUUGUAAAGAGAAUCAUGAUUCAAAUCUCCUGUUUGGCACUUGUUAUAACAGCUAAA
Molecule: messenger RNA, 1192 nt
Organism: Quercus lobata
Lineage: Eukaryota; Viridiplantae; Streptophyta; Magnoliopsida; Fagales; Fagaceae
Product: TRAM, LAG1 and CLN8 (TLC) lipid-sensing domain containing protein
Exons: 3
Coding region: 128-967 (279 amino acids)
Biological process (GO): phospholipid homeostasis; regulation of membrane lipid distribution; membrane assembly
Cellular component (GO): plasma membrane
Source: RefSeq, a predicted model, not a curated record